Messenger RNA from Cololabis saira (Pacific saury), 1509 nucleotides. It is a transcript of the gene cdk5r1b, whose product is annotated as cyclin dependent kinase 5, regulatory subunit 1b (p35). The transcript has 2 exons. The record is from RefSeq and is a predicted model, not a curated record. The coding region runs from base 594 to 1502 and encodes 302 amino acids. Lineage: Eukaryota; Metazoa; Chordata; Actinopteri; Beloniformes; Belonidae. Gene Ontology annotation, cellular component: protein kinase 5 complex; cytoplasm. Gene Ontology annotation, biological process: brain development; activation of protein kinase activity; positive regulation of cyclin-dependent protein serine/threonine kinase activity. Gene Ontology annotation, molecular function: cyclin-dependent protein serine/threonine kinase activator activity; protein kinase binding.
AGAAACGGCGCACAGAGCGCAGCGCGGCGCCGCACCACCGCCUCUGCGUCAACCAUCCUCACAGUCAACAUCAGCCCUCGCAGCAUCCGCAUCCCACGGCCAGCGAGACCACGAGCACAUCUUCAUCCGAGCAUCCAUUCCACAACUGCUCCCCGACGCCAGGCGCGUUCAUCUACCGCUUGCUGUUUUUUUCUUUUUUUAUUCAUUCCAUUUAUUUUAUUUUGGGAUCGGAUCGGAUUAUUGUCCUUGUCUCAUUCAUAUGCUUCGAGAUGCUUUAGUGUUUGAAUCGCACCCUGAAAGGAAAUCCAAGCUCGAGAAGCAGAAUAUCACCUUUGCAUUGUACUUAUUUCUUCAUUGAGCUCCAGAUCUGCAGUGGCCCUCCUGAGGUUGGGGCAGAGAGCUAAAUAGCAGCAGUCCCAACAUCUACUGAGGUGAUUUUAAUCCCCAGAGGGAGCUCUUCAUCGGACAACCUGCUUGGUCGCUUUAGAUGCCCAACGGCCUCCAAGAAGCGCUGAGGCUUUGAGACCAUUUGGAUCUUCUCCCCAGCAGGCACCCUUCUUACCCAUUGCGGCUAAAGCUCCCCGGCAGUCGCCAUGGGAACCGUGCUGUCACUGUCACCCAGUUACCGAAAGGCAGCUCUCUUUGAGGAUGGACCUGCCACUGUGGGCCACUACACGGCCGUGCAGAAUAGCAAGAAUGCCAAAGACAAGAACUUGAAGCGGCACUCGCUCAUCAACGUGCUUCCAUGGAAGCGGAUUGUAGCUGUGUCGGCCAAGAAAAAAAGCUCCAAGAAGGUGCAGCCCAAUGGCACCUACCAGAACAAUGUAACUCAGCUGAACAAUGAGAACCUGAAGAAGUCGCAGUCCUGCGCCAACCUGUCCACCUUCACCCAGGAUCAGAGCACCCCUGCUCAAAACAAGAGCUCCAACAAUACCACUUCCUCGGUCAAGAAGGCCCCUCUGGCCAACUCUAAUGCAGCCUCUGGAACACCUAAGAGAGUGAUUGUCCAGGCCUCCACCAGUGAGCUUCUGCGCUGUCUGGGAGAGUUUCUGUGCCGGCGUUGCUACCGCCUGAAGCACCUUUCACCCACUGACCCAGUGCUGUGGUUGCGCAGUGUGGACCGUUCCCUGCUUCUGCAAGGCUGGCAGGACCAGGGUUUUAUCACUCCGGCCAACGUGGUCUUUGUCUACAUGCUGUGCCGUGACGUGGUCUCCUCUGAAGUCGCCACGGAGCACGAGCUGCAGGCCGUGCUGCUCACCUGCCUCUACCUGUCUUACUCCUACAUGGGCAAUGAGAUCUCCUACCCACUCAAGCCCUUCCUGGUGGAGAGCUCCAAGGAGGCAUUUUGGGACCGCUGCCUCUCCAUCAUCAACCUGAUGAGCGCCAAAAUGCUCCAGAUCAACUCAGACCCCCACUAUUUCACUCAGGUGUUUGCUGACCUGAAGAACGAGAGCCAGAAGGAGGAGGAGAGGAGCCGCCUGCUCAUUGGCCUGGACCGGUGAGGGGAUG